CGGCCUGGCUCUAUGGUGCUCUGCGUCGCCAAGGCGACGGUAGCCGGGCAAGAUGGCGUCGGCGGUGGAGGCCGGGGGGAGGCUGCGGCGGGCGGUGGAGGGAGGCGAGCUGGCGGGGUUGCCCGCCGGUCUGCGGGCCGAGCUGGAGGAGGCACUGGCCUCCGAAGGCGCCCUGGUGUCGUUCAGUCUGCUGCGGAGGCUGCACACCGCGCUGCGGGAGGCAGAGUCCCCGCUGCACCUACAUGAGCUCCUGGAAGGCAGCGAGAUCCACCUGCCGCCGGUGCCGGUGCCGCCACGGAACCCCGAGCUAGUGGCCCGGCUGGAGCGGAUAAAGGCCAGGCUGGCCAACGAGGAGUACCGGCGGAUGACCCGCAACAUCACCGGCCAGGAGACGCACGGGACAUUGGCUGAAUUUGGGAGGCAAGUUCGCUCUGUUAAAGCUGUUGUCAUCACCAUAUUCAACUUCAUUGUCACCGUGGUGGCCACCUUCGCCUGCACGUACCUGGGCAGUCAGUACCUCUUCGUGGAGACCGCGGCGCGUGUCCUGUCAGCCGUCAUCGUGGCCUCAGUAGUGGGUUUGGCCGAGCUGUACGUAAUGGUGCGGACCAUUGAAGGGGACCUAGGGAAACUAUAACCACGUGUGUUCUCCUGGACUGCAGCCCAUGUGCUGGAGGGUUUUGCCCUCCCCAGAGGUCCUUAAUUUGGGGCAGGUUUAUCUUCAACCAUCUGUCUAUACCU
Molecule: messenger RNA, 738 nt
Organism: Dryobates pubescens (Downy woodpecker)
Lineage: Eukaryota; Metazoa; Chordata; Aves; Piciformes; Picidae
Gene: VMA12
Product: transmembrane protein 199
Exons: 6
Coding region: 53-634 (193 amino acids)
Biological process (GO): vacuolar proton-transporting V-type ATPase complex assembly
Cellular component (GO): endomembrane system
Source: RefSeq, a predicted model, not a curated record